Striga hermonthica is the source of this 3411-nucleotide messenger RNA. NCBI's taxonomy places the organism in Eukaryota, Viridiplantae, Streptophyta, Magnoliopsida, Lamiales, Orobanchaceae. The record is from the annotation of a GenBank genome assembly.
AUGAGCUCUUAUCCCCAGCCUGGGGCUCUUACCGAGCAGCAGCCGCAGCCGGUUUUUAAUUUUUCCAGUGCUGUUCCUUUUAAGAAGAGAAGAUUUCCUAUAAUCCGGCCGACAUCUCCUCCUCCUCCGGAAGAAACUAUUUCUAGCCCUGUGAAGAAUGAAUCGAAGAACGAGCAAGAGUCCAAGAUUUCUGUGAAUAAUGAAUUAAAGAGCCAGCAAGAAUUGAAAAUUCAAGAUGGAGAAAGCCCAUCUUCGAUUGAUGCAAGAAAUGCAUCUUCUCCUGGGAAUGCUGACGUGAGCAAGGCCUCUGUAUCAGCAGUUGAAAAAGACGGGAGCAAUACCGAUUUGGGAACACCUAACGUGGACAAUGUUCAAUCCAAGUUGCAUGACGAGAAGAAGCCCACUGUUAAUUUAAAAUCUGCUGCUGAUUUGGGGAAUAAAUUUGAUAUAUUAUCUAAUGAAAAUUCUUCAGAAUCCGAUGUUCUGAAAAGUUGUGCGCGUUCUCAAAUUGCGAACAUGAAGCAGGAAACUUUUAGCGAGCAAAAAACUGAAGGCACCUGUGUACUCGAACCCUCAAUGGGCCCGAUGAGCGUUGAGCUGUCGUUGGUGCGGAAAGAACUUGCUGUUCCGUUUCCGGAACAUGAAAAAGAUGAAGAUAUCUGCAAUACACCCGACAAAUCUGAUCCUUCUUUGUUGUGUAUGGCCUUGAGCGACAAAGAACUUGCUCGAAUUGGGAAAAUCGAUUCUACUCUAAACAAAGUGGCCAGUCAAGUCUUCACCAAUCGGUCAAACUGGGAUUUGAACACAACCAUGGAUGUCUGGGAAGGUUCCUCGGGUAGUGAUGCAUUAACAGACACGCCAGCUGGCAUCGGUGGAUCUCGAAAGAAUGAUGACUUCCAAGAUGAGAAAUUGUCUUUGACUACAGCUGGAGAAAUUGGCUUUAGUUUGGAUAAAGGAAAACAUAUUCUGAAUGUUAGUGAUUCCAAUUCUUCUAUUGCAGCUAUAUUACACUCUAGCCAGCUAUGCAAAACUGAUGAUUCACUCGGUCUUAGACUUGCCACGCCACAUAGGGAGCCGGAAGUUAGAAAAGAGCAUUUUUCAUUAUCAGAUAGCUCGCUCGCCACCAGUUCUACUAGUUGUUUAGGUUUGCAAUCAGUACAAACAUCGGCCUCGCCCGUGAAAUCAGAACCGGUUGAUGAGAAUACCAAACGUGACUGUAAGAUAGGUAAUGGUAGCAAUAGCAAUGUGGUGGGGUUACUGAAGUUGAGUUCCGCGAAAACAGAGCUUGUCAAUAAUCACAAAGUGGAAACUGUACUGCAACAUUCUGUUAGCCCGGAUAAAUUAAUUUGUUCUGGCAAAUCACUGAAAUCCGAAGCUAUUCAUCAGCAUAAUCAGAAAGCGUGCAAAUCUGAAGAUGUUACACUUCCUCAAUCUUUUUCAAGAACUAUGCAGAAUCAGGAUAUCUGUUCAUCUUCUUCUUUUCCGGAUGAGAAGCACAAAUUGCCUCAAGUGGAUGAGGGUACUUUUGAAUUAGAUGAUGAUGAAAAGUUAAACGGCCCAGCUGAAGCAACUGAAGUGGGUAUCUUGAUUGAUAAAGGAGAAAACAAACGAAAUAAGGAAGAUGAAGAGUACGAGGAUGGCGAGGUUCGAGAGCCAAGUGCAGAAAAACAAGUUGGGUUUGGAAAGGAAAUGGAGAAUUCUGAGUAUUUCGGGCAUGCUUCUCGAAAUUCGCAGCCGACGGAUGAUCAAGACAUCAUCAGCCCAUCCACUUUUGACCCACCUAAAGAUUCUGCAAAGAAAAUUCUCGAGGAAACUCGUAACGACUCGAAUGGUGAUAGAGUCCGUCCCUACAGUGAAGAUAACUAUUUGCAGAAAGCUUUGGAAGAAGUGUUGGAAGUAGGGGUUGACGAGAAGAGUGCAAUAAGUGUAAAACCAGACGAGCUGCUUCAAAAUUGUCGUCCUGCAAAAGAAAUUUCGGUAUAUGAACUAGCUGAUGUUGACUGUGUGGCAGAUAUUGAGCUUGAAGAUGCAGAUAACAAUAACUCAACCUUGUCUAAAGCGGAAACAUCUUUAGACGGCCAUGAUGGUGUAAAAAAUUCCAGCAAUUUAGGCGACAAAAGCCGCAUUAUAAAUUUAUCUCGUGCUUCAGCCGCAACAAGUCCUUGUGAAACGGAAUCUUUUACAAAAACGUUGAUAACAACACAGCGUGUAAAAGAAAGGUACUCUGAUCUUGAUGGACAUGCACAACAAUGGGGAAAUAGGGAUGAAUUCUACACUGGCGGCCGUACAAACAGAUUUGUAAAUGAUCGAGCCCAGGAUCAGGAUCGGCCACAUGGCCCACACAGGAAUCAUCGAUCGAGUUUCUCGAACAGAAGGAGGAGAAUAUCCGGCCGCUUUGACUGGGACUCGUCUUAUCAUGACUUUUCCUCCGAGAUCCCUUACAGCCCGUCUGAUUACCGGCCCGCCAGGCGCCAGCUCACCUCUGAUCUUGACAUUGAAUGCAAUGGCUACGAAAUCCAACAAGACGGUGCUUCUGAUAGACGAAAAUCCAAGAACGAUGAAUUCCCUUCACUUCGCCGGGACAGAGAGAACCAAAACUUCUCCAGAUUUCGAAAUUCGAGCCCAAAUCGACCGCGCGACAAAUUCAUACGGCAUUUAUCUGAUGAAAAUAUCAACAGUCCUUCAUACAAUAAUCCGCAAGCGAUUUACGAUGAGCUUGACGACGGGCAGCAGCAGCAGCUUGUACGGGGAAACAGGAAUUUCUCCAACAACAUGCAGAGAAAGGAGUAUUCUCGGAACAACCGCUCGAAAUCUCCUGCCUGGGACUCCCCGCGUUUUUACAGGCCCGACCGUACGUGUUUUCGUGACGAGAUGGUUCCUAGGAGGCGUGGUGGGUCCCCUUCGUAUGGUGGCCCCAGACAUCAUCCUAGUAACGAUCCUAGGUCGGGGAACUCGAAUAAUAGGAGAGGCUCGCCUGAACGGGACUUCUUGAGAAGCGGCCGUAGUAGAACUGAAGGGUUCGAUAAUUCUAGAGAGAUGAUGGGGGAUUGCGAAGAGUACAUGAACGGGCCCGGUAAUAAUAAAUUCAACGAGAGGCGAGGGCCCGUUCGUUCAUUUCGGCCCGGUUAUAAUGGCGAAAGUGAGAAUUUCCGGUUUCAUUUGAACGAGGGCCAUAGGCCUUACAGAUUCUGUUCGGAUUCGGACGGUGAGUUUGGAGAGAGAGGAGGUGGACGAAUGAGAGAGAGGGAGUUUGACAGGCGAGCGAAGCACCAUCAUCAUCAGUCUUUGGGUGUGUCGAGGAGGAUUAGGAAUGUCGUGGAUCAUGAGGAUGGGAAUUACAGGACGGUCGAGCGGGCCUGGCAUGAUAAUGAUGGGUUUUCUGAUGGUAGAGAGAAAAGAGGGAGAUUUUGA